AUGACAACUCAUGAUGUAAAUGCAAUUGCUGCUGAAGGCUUUGGAAAGGCAGCGAUAGUAUAUGAACAAGCGCGACCGACCUAUCCAGCUGAUGCAAUUGAUUUCAUCAAGUCACUUCAUGAUAAGCCUGACAUCCUUGUUGAUCUGGGAGCAGGUACUGGCAAACUAACACGUUUAUUAGGUUCCUUUGGUGCCCGAGAAGUCAUCGCCAUUGAACCUGUUCCGUCUAUGCGCGAAAAUCUGAAAAAUAUUCCUUUAAUUACGAAAGUACUCGAUGGAUCGGCUGAGCAUAUUCCUUGCGAUGAUCAUACGGUUGACAUCAUUAUCUGUGGUCAAGCAUUCCACUGGUUUGCCAAUCAUCGAGCACUCACAGAAUUUCGUCGAGUAUUGAAACCAAACGGCUUGUUAGUACUUAUCUGGAAUUUAACGGAUGAUCGAGAGAAUGAAUGGAGAAAAAAUAUCGAGGAAUACAUUGAUUCGUUUAGAUCAAAAGAUACACCACGCUACAAAACCAUGGAAUGGAAACAAGCAUUUGAAAAUCAGAACUUAUUUUCCCCGAUACAACAUCGCCAAUUCAGUCAUCUGCAAAGAAUCACACGUGAUUUGGCUCUAAAUCGAAUGCUAUCAACAAGUUUUAUUGCUGCAUUACCGGCUGAACAACAAGCAAACAUAGUGAACGAAGUCCGAAAAAUGCUCGACAAUAUUGAAGAAUUACGAGGAAUAGAAGAAUUCGACGUGAAGCAUCUGACUGAUGUUUAUUGGUGUUCACCAGUGCAAUCUUCGUCUUAA
This is a messenger RNA of Adineta ricciae, 789 nucleotides long. Lineage: Eukaryota; Metazoa; Rotifera; Eurotatoria; Adinetida; Adinetidae. The record is from the annotation of a GenBank genome assembly.